CAGCGAGCAAGGCGAAACUGGCGAUCACAUGACCUGCCCUAUAUCAAUACACAGCCGCCAUUAAUACCAAAAGCAGAGAAACGGAAAAUCAGAGUGACGUUCAGCGAUGGAUUCAAAGCCUCGUCGACUGCCGUUCAUCUCCAGCUCUUCAUCCCUAUCCUCACCUUCACCCAUCUCCUCUUCCUCUGCUCUCAGUGCCAGUCGGCUCUAUGGCAGAGGGAGUGUACUGGGUUCUGAUCGAUUCAGCAGGGGAACAAUGGGAAAACUAGACACAGACUACCAGAGCCCUUGCCUUUCUGGAGCCACCAGAGAUUACAGCUCCUCAGAGAGCCGCCACUCAAGGUGGAAACUGUCCACACCGCUCUCUUCCUCCUCUUCCUCUUCAUCCACAUUAUGUGAACGCCAGUGGACGGAGUCAUCCUAUGGGGGAAGAAGCAAACCUGUUGAUUCACAGAGAGGACUGGGGUCCUACUCCAGUCUUCUUGGCACAGCUCAGGACAGUGAGUCUAAACGAGCUAAGCUGUCCUAUACAAACAGAGCGGCUUACAGCAGAAGCUCCCUCACCUCCACACCCAGCAGCACAUACACCAGCCUGGGAAGCACAGCAGAUUCAUCUUGGAAGUCCACAAUCAGCCCUUUGUCCAGGUCCUCCUCAUCUUCCUCCUCAUCUUCAUCAGAGGGUCUCUGGGCUCGCAGGGAAGCAGAGAAAAGAAAUGAUUCUGGACUGUCUGGUCUGGGGGAGUCCAGCAGCUACAGGCCUUCAUCCCUGAGCUCAUCACUGUAUCGGCCAGAGCGUGUCACUUCCACUUAUGCCCAGGGAGCCCGACCCAAAGAGAGCCUGUACUCAUCCCGCAGAGAAAGCAGCUCAGCCAGUCGCCGUCUUGCCUCAGAGUACCUCUCCUCACCCCUGGAGCGCAGCUCUCACAGACUGACCUCUGAAUACCAACCCAGUUCCCAUCUCUACCGAGAUGCUCCAAGCUCCACCUCCACCCGCACCUCCUCCACCUCUUCCUCGGACCCAUUGUGCCUCUCCUCUUGGAGCUCUUCCCCUUACACACCCCUCAGUGAGCGCACUUCAAGCCCGCCCCAAUGUAGCACUGCCCCUGUGCCAACUCCUGCCCCAGAGGCUGGAGAAUCUGAGGGCAGAAGCACCACCAGACGCCUGUUGUCCCGCCUCUUCUCCAGGCGCUCAAGUCAAGAGUCUAGCUCUGCCUCUAGCACCAAUUCUGCCUCAAGGUCAUUUGACUCUACCACCACUGAGGAGGCAGCUCCGAGUGAAGCCCCGCCCACAGUGAGUAGGGAGAGUGUGGAGACUGAUCCGGCGCAGGCGUUUGCGUUCCUUCGCAGGCGUGAGCAGGCUCUGUCUCCGGUGCAUGAGAAUACAGAUGUGGAGCCAGAGGCAGAGUCACUUCGGCCUCCAGCAGGUCUGUCCUGGCUGAACUGGAACCGCUGCACCCCUCUGUUUUCCCGUCGCCGGAGAGAGGGCCGCGACGAGAGCGCUCGCAUGGAAGCCCGUCGCUCCCCACCGUUCCCCCUCAGCAGCCCAGAGGCGCGCAAAACCUCUGAAAGAGAUGCGCACCAUGAUGAAGACGAUGAUGAUGAUGAAGAUGAGGAAGAGGAUGAUCUGUCAGAAGGAGCGACAGCUAGUCCUCUUGCAGGAGCUUCAGGACUUUCCUCAGCCCUCCUACAGGAUGCUGCUUUUCUGCCAGGGAGGAGCCCUGCUGUUUCUAGGGUGUUGUCUAGCCCUCUGUUCCGUAUGCCUGAAAAUGUGAUCAUUGGAUUGGAUGUUGGAAUGGAGGGGCGGAGUCAGGCUGAGGCACAAGCGAAGGAGAAGCCUGCUCCCUCCAGAGACCCGGAGAGACUGCGGAUGAUUCAGGAAAGUUUGCUGUUGGAGGACUCUGAUGAAGAAGAAGGGGACUUGUGCCGAAUCUGUCAGAUGGGAGAGACUUCCAGUUCGAACCCUCUUAUUGAGCCAUGCCGCUGUACAGGCAGCCUGCAGUACGUGCACCAGGACUGCAUCAAGAAGUGGCUCCGCUCCAAAAUUAGCUCCGGUUCUAGCUUGGAGGCCAUCACUACCUGUGAAUUGUGCAAGGAGAAGCUGCACCUCAACAUUGAGAACUUUGAUAUUAAUGAGCUCUACAGAUCUCAUGAGCGGUCUGAGUACGAGUUCAUCAGCUGUGGUCUGUACCUGGUGGUCCUUCUCCACCUCUGUGAGCAGAGGUUCUCUGAUGUUCUGGGAGCAGUUAAUGAGGCAGGGUUUUUCAACUUGGCGAGAACUCUUCACGAACACAUGGACAAUCUUGAAAGUUCCUAUGCUGAAUCUGAUGAGGAGGAGGUGCAAGACAACAGACCAUCUAUUGACUUCUGUGACUUAGAAGAUGAGGAAGAGGAGGAGGAGUUUUAAUUGUAAUGAAGAAAAAAAAAAAUAAGGAGCAGAAAAAAUGGUAGACAAUCCACCUCCUCCCUGUUCUUCACCUCUGGCGUCCCAGUGAUGGUACCUUAAACACUGUCUACAGCCCUAAGAAGGGCGUUCAUGAUAUGCAGAUUACCUUGUCUCGGGGAGGUGUGUAUGGCACCCGCCACCCUUAGGAUUGGGAAUUUAUAUGUUGGUUUGUGGUUUUGUUUCCUUUCUUUUAUUUUCUCUUUUUUUUUUGCCGAAUGCAUCAUGUGAAGCUUUACUAUGUAAGAGAAGAAUGAACUGUUAAACCAUCUGUGCUGUACACGUUUACUGUGCUAGCACAUGCAUGGAUUGGCACGCAAGGGUGGCAAAGCUGGCAGAGCUUGUGGUAUGUUUGAUAAAGGUGCUAACGGAUUAAGAGAUUCAAGGAGAACCUGAGCUGCGCAUAAUUAUUUAGGGCAUGUUAUGAUGUUGAACUGUAUUGAAGAUGGCAAAAUAAUUCCCUUUAAUUUCUUUUCAUUAAAUGUGACAAAUGGGUUUUGCUUUGAAGUGAGUUUUCAGAGAACGAGUGUGAGAAUGAGGCUACUUUUGAUGAAAGAGUGAGUUCAUAGUCGACUCUUCCAUUGUCUGUUUCAAUGUCGCUUUAUAAUGUAAUUUCUGCUCUGCUUUCUGAUUUCUCAAUUUAAUUACAAUAAUUAAUAAAAGUUUUGCCGUAUGGCGAUACACCGCACAA
This is a messenger RNA of Astyanax mexicanus (Mexican tetra), 3131 nucleotides long. RefSeq names its product membrane-associated ring finger (C3HC4) 7 (gene marchf7). Lineage: Eukaryota; Metazoa; Chordata; Actinopteri; Characiformes; Acestrorhamphidae. Gene Ontology annotation, molecular function: zinc ion binding. The record is from RefSeq and is a predicted model, not a curated record. Bases 107 to 2404 code for a protein of 765 amino acids. The transcript has 11 exons.